Molecule: messenger RNA, 2514 nt
Organism: Globicephala melas (long-finned pilot whale)
Lineage: Eukaryota; Metazoa; Chordata; Mammalia; Artiodactyla; Delphinidae
Source: RefSeq, a predicted model, not a curated record
UUCUUCAAAAAGUCUUUCCCUGUGUAACCUGAUCAUGGAGGAACCUCCAGACAGUGGGUUGACCGAAGACAUUCAAAGAUCUCAGAUUGAUUUAGGUGCAAUUAUUUGGGGCCCUGAUGCUAGUACAGACAGUGUCAGCCAGGAAAUUACCCAAGGUGGGUCGCAGGAAGACUCUGCAUGUCUCUCCAAAGCAGAGCAGGAACUGGGAUUUUCCACCAGGAUACUUCCUGCUGCUGGCUGGCACACUGUAGCUGGACAGGGUGAGCAUGGUCUGGGGGCAGCUGCUCCACGUGGAGAAGAACAAAUGCCCCCAAAUCCCAUGCCUGGUGCUGCUUGUUUGGAGAUGGCGCAUCCUUGCGAUCUACCUGACUCAGAGAUACCAGCCGUGGAAACUGGUGGCCUGGUCAAAGAAAGUCAAGAAGAUGUUAAAAAGUCAGAAGAAGAAGAAGGAAAACAGAAGAUAGAAGAUUCUGUCUGGGCAGGUGUGGAGACAUAUGAAAAGGUAGAGGCUGGAGCUCUUGGUGUCAAGGCCCUAGGAGGGACAGAGGAAUUUGAAGAGAGAGGAUGUACAGGAAACAGAGUAGUAGAUCUUUUUAAGACAGUAGGAAAGCAAGACCAGGAGACCUUAAAAAGCAAUGAAGAGGAAACUAAGAAAGAUCUAAGUGCUGGGUAUAAGGAAAGUGUAAAGACCAAUGAAAAGUAUCUUGAGAAAAUUGACAUAUUUGAAAAAGACGUGGAAAGUAUAGACAGAGCAGAUGAGUUGAGUGACAGAGACCAAGGGCUAGAUGAAGGGAUUCAAGUAGUAACAAAUAAUUGUGAAAUUAUAGAGGGAUCUGGAGCUAACCCUGCCAAUCACACAGAUAUUUUGAAUCCGCCUCUCCAUACUGACUCUGUAUCUAAUCCUGAAGAUGCCAGCACAGAGGAAUGGUUCUUAGCUGGAAAAAACAUAAAGAAAAAUGUAAUUGACCCUCCUAACCAUGAUAAAAUGUAUCACUCAGCACAGGGCAGUGCAGAUGCUGAAGAGAUGCAGUGUGAGGCUGUGUUACAUGCGCCUGGAAGUAACAGAGAUGGAAAUCAGUCUGUUGUUUUAUCGAUAAAACAUGAAGCAGCAGCUCAGUCUAGGACAGAUCUUAAUUAUGCUCUGGGAACUAAUGCAAACAGAAGAGAUUGGUGUUUGUGUAAGGCCGAAGAUUCAUUAAUAGAGGAACCUGAAAGUACAGUGACUGGGAACUGUAGCCAUACCAUUAACUUGCCAAAAAUUGCAAAACCAGACUCUUGGGGGACAGAUCCAGGCCAAAUCUGGCAGCCAAGCUUGGAUUCAGCAGUGAAUAAUACGGAUAUAUUGGAAUUCUCUGGUAUACCAGAUGGCCAAGCAAGUGGAUUUGCCAGUUGCCUUGAUUCUAUUAGUCACUGGCCUAUCAGAGAUACGGGAGGCUUAGAUAAUUGCUGGGAACAUUUAGACACAGUUGGGAGCAAGAAAGGGCUGGAGGUGGACUUACUAGCAGAGGUAUGUGGGGAACAAGCCAUUGCUAGCCGUGGGGAACAGAGUCAAGAGAUAGCUAGACCAUUGGUUAUGGGAACCUCCCAGAAUGUUAGCACCGAGAGUUCCACUAGUCCCCAAGACAAUGACACCAACAACUCAGAUUUAUCUGAAGAUGAAAUUGCUAACCAGAGAUAUGGAUUGUUGUACCAAGAAAUAGAGGCUGAUAAAGAAGAGGUACUUACCCCAGUAUGUAGUAUAGACUAGCCAAAGACUUUUGUAGGUUCUGUUUUUCCUAAUGUUUCUCACCGACUUCAUCAUCCAUCACUAUCUUCUCCAAGAUCUGCUUCAUCUCCUUGACAGAUUGUCAUGUACCUCUUGAAAUCUGUGCAAACCAAACACAAAAUAGGUUGACAAAACAAACAAACAAAAAUCCCCCGGAACAACAACACAAAAAGCAGAAUGAUGGUGUUGGAAACUAAUGAGUGUCUACUUUACCAUCCUAUUUACUGUAUUUAUUCUCUCUACUUUCACUUUUAUUGUUCAAGCACUAAAUAUAUAUAUAAAACAGACAGAUUUACUGUUCCUAAAGUGGUUCCACCCCAGUAAAAACACAUGAAAUGUUUCUACCCAGGCCCGUGGAAGCUAUAAAAUCUCAUAAUAGCUGUUCAUCAAAAUGAUGUAUUUAGAGAAAUACUGGAAAUGCUUCCAGAUUCUAUGGAUGGCUAAAAAAACGAGCUAUUUAACCACUCAUGGCUCUUGUCUGGAAUCAUGUUCUCAUUAUUGAGAAAGUGGGCUUUGGUUAGCCCUGAGCCACAUACCAGCAAUAAUUGUAAAAAUAAUGUUGUUCUUUUUUUUGUCAGCCUAUUUAAAAUAAUACAGUAUGGCCUUUUCCAUUUCCUAAGCAUUUUCAUGCACAGCAGCCUUUUGUAUUAUUUUAAAAUUUGCAGUGGUUUUUACUUUCCCACUUGUCUAGUAGACAUUUACCAAUCCUACAAAAGUAAUGAAAAAAAUAACGUACUCUGAUUCCCAUU